This is a messenger RNA of Leptosia nina, 1323 nucleotides long. The record is from the annotation of a GenBank genome assembly. NCBI's taxonomy places the organism in Eukaryota, Metazoa, Arthropoda, Insecta, Lepidoptera, Pieridae.
AUGAACAACGGUCACCAUAAGGAAGCCGUUGUAAGGUUAAAAAAAGAAUUUAUAUAUUCUUGUAAUAUUUGUUCUAGAGCGUAUCUCAAGAAGUAUGACUAUUUUAGACAUAUAUUCAGUCAUGUUAAUUAUUGUUAUGUUAAGUUAGAGAAGAAACAAAUAUAUAAGUGUAAAUACUGUAGUGCUGGGUAUUAUUCUAGGGAUGAUAGAAAUUUACAUCUUUUGCACCAUGUUGUGGAAAAAGUUAAAAAAAAACGAAUGAAAAUAGCAGCUGAUCGUAAACAUUAUGGAACUAAUCACAUAGCUAGGAGUUUAAAAUGCGCUAAAUGUAGUAGAGAAUUUGUCCACGAGGAUACUUUGAAAGAGCAUUCUAAGUUACAUGAACCAUUUCCAUAUAUCUGUUUUUGUGGAAUUGGUUAUUUGAGAGAAGCUGAUUUCAAAGGGCACCAAAAGGUUGUUCAUAACACUAUUUACAAACCGGAAACUAAAUCAGCUAAAACUGAUAGUAAUACCUGUAAUGAAAAUAAAGAAAAUCAAUCAAAAGUCAUAUAUAAAGAUGAUUCAGAAGAGGAAUUCUAUGAAGAUUAUAAAACCAAUAUGUUGUGCCAAGAUGAAAAAAAACCUUCAGAAAAAAGAAAAGUAAAAUUGAAAAGACAAAAGAUGAAAAUGAAAUUAAAAACAGAAAAGCCAAAUGUAAAGUUAAAAGUGCAAUGUCCUAUUUGUGAUGCUGUACUUUUAAAAUAUAAUCUAAAGUUACAUUUGGAUAUUCACUCUGAUGUGAAGCAAUACAAGUGUACUUUGUGUGACAAAGAAUUUGCCCAAGCUGUAGGCCUGUACAACCACAUGAGAUCAGUUCACAUGGAAAAAUCUGAUCAGAACAAAUGUAACGUCUGCAAUAAGGUAUUCAGUACAAAACAUAAUAUGAUGGCGCACCAACGACUGCACACUGGUGAAAAGCCAUAUGUAUGCAAAUUUUGUAAUAAACCUUUUGCUGACCGAUCCGCACUGAUAAGGCAUGAACGAAUACAUACCAAAGAGUAUCGAUACUUCUGUGAAAUUUGCAGUAAGGGCUUUACAGAUAAGAGUGGGCUGAUAGGGCACGCUAAACGUCACAGUGAGAAGAGUAUGAAAUGUGAAAUCUGUGGUUCAAAAUUUUACCAGAAGAGUGCCUUACUCAAUCACCUUUACUGUGUGCACAGUCAUCUGACACCUUGGGAAUGUCACGACUGCGGCAAAAAAUUCAAAUUAAAGAUGUACCUAAGUAGCCAUAUAUCAAAUAAGCAUUUAAAGACAAAGAAGAAUUAUAAGAAAGUAAGGAAAUGA